UGUUUACAAUAAAAGUGGAAGAUAUAGUUUUCUAAAAUGUACCCGCGAACAAACGUGUUGCGCGUUGCGGUUUCAGAUGGACGCGUUGUCCCCCGAUAGUGGUCAGGACAGGAAUGUGAGCACACAGACCCUUGGACUGGAAUGUGUAAGUAGUGCCAUACGGUGGGAGGCACAUCAUUUACUUCAGACCACAAACAUGUCCCCCGGCCCCCCGAGAGCAGGCUGAUUGAUGGACCAGAUAUGGAGCGAAGCUGUUUACUGGCUGACGGACUCGCCCUGUCCACUUGGAAGUAGAGAAAAGUCAUAAAGUCAGUUUACACACAAGCGGCUCGAGCAGUAAAUAAGACCAGUGUAAGGGAACGCGGCAGUUUUACCCGUCUGAUAAUUCAUUUUAAAAAUGCACAUGCAAAGAAAAUGCAGCAUCCAAGCAAACUAAACAAGCAGUUGGAUCCGUAAUGUCUGGAGAUGAUAAAUGAAAGAGCUUCAAAAUGCAUGACAUCACCCUGGAGAAAACAGCUGCCCCCGCUGGGUGCAGGUCCUCUCAACUUUGGCACAUUUCUUUAAAAGAGCCAUAUAAGGUGAAAAGAUCCACAGACUAUUAUAUCAACUUAAAUGCAGGAAGUUUUAUUUUUUUGAUACCGUAUUUGGACCUUGGAAGUCAUUAUUUUGCAAUAAACUGAUAACGUUCCCCAGAAACCCAACCUUUGUUCUUAAUAAUUAUCCUCAUCAGACGGAAAUCAUACAAGGCCUCUACCAAGUCUUGUGGAAUUCAAAACAGGAAAAGCCAAAAAAAGUGGGAAGAACAAUGUUGUCUCUCUCUUUCUGUGGAACUGACUUCCUACACUAUGCUAAUCAUUUCCCUUUCCCAUGAUGUACUUCAAGACACGCCGGCACUGCUUCAUCCUGUUCCCACAAACCCCCUCGAAACGCAUGCCAUACUGCAUCACUCCAUCAAAGGGAGGGGAGGGCAACCCGAAUGCCCGUUGUAAGCUGUAGAACGGGACCCUCACGCGGUUGUACACGAAAUGAGCCGGCCGAACCGAAGACAGUCAGAUUAAGACCCCGGUGAAGUCCACAGCAGAGCUCCACGAACCCCUGAAAAUAACAAAAUGAAUGACACGAGAGCCGAUCCUAAACUGCACUUAAAAUAUUCCUCUUCUGGCUCUUCUGCGUGAAUUUCUUUGCAGGCAAAUAAGAACAAGGAGAUAAGACUUGGUGCCAGAGAAGAGCAGGAGCCGGCCUACGUGAGUGGAUGCAAAGAGACGUGGAGAAUGGGGGAAGAUCGCCGUGGUGCAGCCAGAGGCCUCCGUCCCUUCCCGGCACGUGGCGCCGGGGUUUGGGCUUCCUGCCGCUGCUCAUGUUGGAUGGAGAGGCUCCGGGGGAAGAGCUCGGCCCUCAGAAGGAUGGAGGAAGCCCCCGAAGCAAGUUCCAGCGGAUGUCUCAGACGCUUUGAACUGCGACAGAAGGAAACGGAUGGGAGAUGUUCCCGUAUGUUUUUAUGUGGGACUUAAAGGAAGAGCUGAUUAGGAGUUUUUAUCAGCGCGAUGCAGUGACAGCUUCACUGUAUAUACAGUCAAAGGGAUUUAUAUUUGGACAUUUCUCAGUUUAAUCCUACUUUAUAUUAAAUGAAGUACACUCUCUCAAGCAACCUCUAAAUUCAAUGUUUUAUUCAGGCAACAUUCAUGUUCCAUUCGUAAAGCAUAAGGAGACUGUAACCUGAUAUUCAGUCAACCAUAUUUUAUUGUACUUUGACACUUCAUAAAAGAUACUUUUCAAAGAGUGUAACAGGGACCUUGUUUCCAUAUCAGUGGAGAUUUGAUCUGGUUACCUGUUCAUUUGCAUAUGACACCCGCUACUGAAUUACACGUUGGUGCACAGUCUGCAUCUCUCUCACUCAGCAACAUCUGCUGCUUUGUCUCCAUCCAAAAAGAAAUUAAGUUCAAUUUAUUUUUUAUCACAGUAGAAGCUUGGAUAUAUCCAACAAUGUGCUCCUUUUGCAGCUUCAAAUGUUGCUUCGUUUUCUUCAAUUUGCUUUUCCUGGUCUCUGGGGUCGCCCUGAUUGCCAUCGGAGUAAAGGAGCACUCAACCUACUUGCUAUUGGGCACUUUUCUGAUGCAAAGCCUUUCUAAAAUCGCCAUAGUCCUCAUUGCAGUGGGUGUUGCAAUAACCCUCGUCUCCCUGCUCGGCCAUUUGGGGGCAUUCUUCAACAAUAAGUCUAUGGUCUCUUGUUUUGUCUGCAUCCUGGUCAUCAUUAUCAUUUUGGAGGUAGUCACAGGGGCGGCCUUUUACUUCAUCGGCAAAAAGACUGUCCUUGCAAAGCUAAAGAGUUUCGACAUCAAAAUACCAAAUGUGAUCCAUGACUUCAGCCCGGAGAAGAGACAGGCCAUUGACGAAGUUCAGCAAAAGUUCAAGUGCUGUGGUGCAGACGGCCCCGGCGACUGGUCCACCAGCGUCAGCUGGACAAACCACGACGCCGUGCCAGAUUCUUGCUGCGUGGUGAAGAGCGAGCACUGCGGAGAGAACAAGGAGAACGCACACUCAAAGGGUUGUGUCAAGAACAUCGCCCUCUUUAUGAUGAAAAACCUGCUGUGGGUUGCUAUUGUCUGCGUUGUUCUUGGAAUCUCAGAGAUUCUCGGAGUACUGGUGGGGGUGUGCUUCAGUAUGAGCAUGAAGCAAAAAAGCUACGAAAACAUGAGCUGAAGCCUCGUCCCGGAAAAGCACAGCCAACUUCUUGCUCCACUGAUGCUUUUUUAAUCUGCAUUUCCAGCCUGUUCUUUCUCAAAUUUGAAAAAAAGAUUACACAUGUAGUUCUUAUGAUCGUGUCAUCAUGAUCAUCUCUCAUAUGUUUGAAAAAAAUGGAUAAUUAUUGCUUUGUGUUUGCUGUGCGUUUCUCACUCACAAAUGGAAAUAUUUUUGGUCUUUAAUGGCAUGUCAUAAUAUUUAAAUUUCAUGUUACUGGGAAUAUUUUCAAUAAAUGCUUGAUACAUUCUG
Gasterosteus aculeatus aculeatus (three-spined stickleback) is the source of this 2991-nucleotide messenger RNA. Lineage: Eukaryota; Metazoa; Chordata; Actinopteri; Perciformes; Gasterosteidae. The record is from RefSeq and is a predicted model, not a curated record.